Messenger RNA from Triticum turgidum subsp. durum (durum wheat), 579 nucleotides. The record is from the annotation of a GenBank genome assembly. NCBI's taxonomy places the organism in Eukaryota, Viridiplantae, Streptophyta, Magnoliopsida, Poales, Poaceae.
AUGCUCCUGCUCCACAUGCUCUCACAGCACCAGCAACACACGCACAAGGCCCUGGCGGCGCCGGUGAAGCUAGAGGCGGCCGACGGAGAGGAAGCAGGUCACCAAGUCAGCGACGGGCGCGCGUUCCGCGGGGUGCGCAAGCGGCCAUGGGGCAAGUACGCGGCGGAGAUCCGUGACUCGACGCGGAACGGCGUGCGUGUGUGGCUGGGCACCUUCGACAGCCCGGAGACUGCGGCGCUGGCAUACGACCAAGCUGCCUUCGCCAUCCGCGGCGGCGCCGCCGUGCUCAACUUCCCCGCCGACCAUGUCCGGCGUUCGCUUGAGGGCGUAGCAGACGACGUGUGCGGUCGUGCCCAUAGCGUGUCGCCCGUGCUCGCGCUCAAGCGGCGGCACUCCAUGCGGAGCCGGAAGGCCACGGCGGCGGGCAGGAAGGUGAAGGCCGCCACCCGGGGGGCGCAGCCAGAGGGCAUGGUGAUGGAGCUUGAGGACCUCGGUGCGGAGUACCUCGAGCAGCUGCUCGGCGCCUCCGAGGACACAGCCACCAUGGAUUCAUGGUGCUGGAGCCACCACUUUAUCUGA